AUGUUAUCACCACUUGAUACACCUGAGCUUUCUUCUUCCUUUUCCAUACAAAAAGAAUUAGAACAAGAUAUUAUCGGCUAUAUAACUGCUAAGAUAAAUUACUUGAUUGGUUUUAAAUUUGAUAAAUGUAGGCAAUUAGACAAUGAAGAACUAGUUAAAAUUAGUGAUCUAUUGCGUGGUAGACACAACAAUAAAAACUUUGUAUUGGAUGUUCGGGUAACAGAAGAAAAUCCAAUGAUUAACAUAGAAAAAGUUCAAGAUUUAAAACAGCAAAAUAAAAAGUUGAAAAGACAAGGAAAGUUAGGUAGGCUAGAGGUGGAGAAAAACGUUUUGUUUGAUAAUAUUGAUAAUCCUUAUGCUUCAUAUGACUAUUUAGCAAAUGAUGAGAAUAGGAAAAGAAAAAUAGCUGAUAUUAUCACAGAUAAUGAAGAGGAACAAUUUACUCCAGCCAUUGACAAUACUAUAGUACGUUACCAAAGGAGAUUACUAAGCAAGGCCGAUUACUCGAACAUGUUAAAAGUAUUGCAUACUUGUAAAUACUUGACCUACAAAUGUUUGUUGAAGGUAUUUUGCACUGAAGGUGACGAUGAAAAAAAUGGUAAUGGAAAUGCUAAACAACUGCGUAAAGGUGUUUCUUUACAAACUUUAUCGGAUUACUAUGAUAUUACAAGGUGGCACUUUCAUCGGGUAUUCAAAUCUUUUACCAAUAUUACGAUUAAGGAGUAUGAAACUCUAUGUCUAAAUUUGAUUCAGAAAAAUCCUCAUAAUUUUAGAAUUUUUAAAGACGUUGUUUCUUGUGCUUUAUUAUUUGAUAAAAAAAGCCUAUUGAAGAUUGGCGGCGAGUAUCGGAUUUCCGACACUUUUUAUUGGGAUGAGAUUGAUGUUUUCAAAUAUAUUUCUGAUAUUAAUGAUCGUAACGACGAUGCCAACCAAUAUAAGAUUAUGCCCGGUUAUUUUAUCGAACAACAAGCUUUGGGUAUAACAUCCAAUUCUUCGAGCUACUUGUUCGACACUACAACUAGUUAUGAAAAACAAGUUGAGACUAGGAGUAGAAGAAGAAAUUUGUUAUAUUCCAAAACUAAGUUGGCUUCGAUUAAACAUGAUUUACCAAACAAAUUGAAGACAGUAGUUAAUAACACUAAUUUUGAACUCUUUAAAGCUGAAAGUCGUGAAGAAUUGGAUAAUCCUACUUUGAACAUUCAUCAAACUGAAGAGAUUAAUAGUGCUAGAAACAAAAUAAAGAAUAAGAAGAGAAAGAGCAAUAGUCCUGAAUAUAAUUAUGACAAUUCUACACCUUUUGUUUCAUUAGGUGCCAAUACUGAAAUACCAACCACGUUUAAUUCUACUGUCACUACACCCACUACUGCUGAUUCAGCAAUUACUGAUAGUGAUAGCAUUUCCUUAUCUUUGGAUUCUUCCUUUAAGUUCAUGUGUAAUUCGUAUUCCUUCCAAGUUAUUGAUCAAAUGAUGUAUGAUGAUGAUUAUUAUAAUUUCCAAAAAAACUCGCAAUUAAAAGAACUGGAGCAGCUACAGCAAAACUUGGAUGUAUCACAAGGUUUUAACAUUGCUAGUGGCUCUGGUACUAGUAGUAGUAGUAGUAGUAGUGGUACUAGCAACAAUAGCAGUAUUUUGGAUUAUGGUUCAAGAAGUAAUACAAAUUGUUUAAUAUUUUCAUCAUCUUCACCCUUUAUACCUCAAAGUAAUAAUACAAAAGCUGUUGAAGAAGAACUAAAUGCUGUUAGUAUGAACAAUGAAGAUAUUUUAAAACAAAUUAGCGUUUCUUGUAACGCUAAUAGUUUGGAUGAUAUUUCUUCUCCGCUGAACGCUAGUAACAAUAGCAAUGAAGACGACAAUAAUGAUAUCAUUACGUAUAGUCAGGAUGUUAAUUACAAAUAUAAUCAUCAUAAUGACAGUAAUUACAACAAUGUUAUUGGAUUAAAUAUUAGCGGUGAAUCUGCUAAUAAUGAUAGUAAUGAAAACAUUGAUAAUCAACUAAUAUUUAACGAUCUGGACAUUAUGUCGUUUGGUAACUUUGCAGAUGAAAAGAUGUUUUAA
Saccharomycodes ludwigii is the source of this 2055-nucleotide messenger RNA. RefSeq lists its product as uncharacterized. NCBI's taxonomy places the organism in Eukaryota, Fungi, Ascomycota, Saccharomycetes, Saccharomycodales, Saccharomycodaceae. The transcript has a single exon. Bases 1 to 2055 code for a protein of 684 amino acids. The record is from RefSeq and is a predicted model, not a curated record.